This is a messenger RNA of Lacerta agilis (Sand lizard), 3949 nucleotides long. RefSeq names its product glutamate ionotropic receptor AMPA type subunit 3 (gene GRIA3). The transcript has 16 exons. Gene Ontology annotation, molecular function: AMPA glutamate receptor activity; transmitter-gated monoatomic ion channel activity involved in regulation of postsynaptic membrane potential. Gene Ontology annotation, biological process: monoatomic ion transport; modulation of chemical synaptic transmission; synaptic transmission, glutamatergic. Bases 371 to 3037 code for a protein of 888 amino acids. Gene Ontology annotation, cellular component: dendritic spine; plasma membrane; AMPA glutamate receptor complex. Lineage: Eukaryota; Metazoa; Chordata; Lepidosauria; Squamata; Lacertidae. The record is from RefSeq and is a predicted model, not a curated record.
GCAGGCUAGCGAGGUGGGGGCGAUCGUUUGCUUGGCUCGCCCCACCAUCUUUGCGUAGGGGAAGAGGGGGAGAGGCAAGCGUAGUCCCAGCUCGGCUGCGCUGCAAGCUCCUCCAAGCCAAUGAGCCUUUUCAGGCUGGAGUGAAGAAGGGAGGAACGUGGGAGAAAAAGGAGGGCGAAGAACGGGAGGGAGUGAGGGAAGGAAGGAAGGAAGGAAGGAAGGAAGGAAGGGGUCUUACUUCUGAGGCUCCCCACAUUUGCGCCGAUGCCCAUCUGGUCAGUUUCGUCGUAGGGACUGAACUGCAGGGGCCGAAGAAGAACCGAGCGAAACGAAAACUAGACGACCAGAAGAAGAAACAAAUCAUAUUAAUAUGGGUCAGCCGGUGCCUCCAACUAUUUUCCUCGUGCUGGUGGGGCUUCUGGGGGAGUCGCUCGGAGGUUUUCCAAACACCAUCAGUAUAGGGGGACUUUUCAUGAGAAACACAGUCCAGGAGCACAGCGCAUUCCGAUUUGCUGUACAGUUAUACAACACAAACCAGAAUUUUACAGAAAAACCUUUUCACUUGAACUACCAUGUUGACCACCUGGAUUCCUCCAACAGUUUUUCUGUAACAAAUGCAUUCUGUUCGCAGUUUUCCAGGGGAGUGUAUGCCAUCUUUGGAUUCUACGACCAGAUGUCGAUGAACACACUGACGUCUUUCUGUGGGGCACUGCACACAUCUUUCAUCACUCCCAGUUUCCCAACUGAUGCUGAUGUGCAAUUUGUCAUUCAAAUGCGCCCAGCUCUGAAGGGAGCCAUCUUGAGCCUCCUGACUUACUACAACUGGGAGAAGUUUGUGUACCUCUAUGACACAGAAAGAGGAUUUUCCAUUCUUCAGGCAAUUAUGGAAGCCGCCGUGCAAAAUAAUUGGCAAGUGACGGCCCGAUCUGUGGGAAGCAUAAAAGAUGUUCAGGAGUUCAAGGCAAUCAUUGAGGAAAUGGACAAGCGGCAGGAGAAAAGAUACUUGAUCGACUGCGAGGUUGAAAGAAUAAACACCAUUUUGGAACAGGUUGCAACCCUUAGUAAACAUUCCAGAAGUUAUCACUACAUGCUUGCUAAUCUGGGUUUUACAGAUAUUUCACUGGAAAGAGUGGUACAAGGAGGUGCCAAUGUAACUGGAUUUCAGAUUAUUAAUAAUGACAAUCCAAUGGUCCAGCAGUUUAUGCAGCGCUGGGUGAGACUUGAUGAAAGAGAAUUCCCUGAAGCAAAAAAUUCUCCGCUAAAGUACACAUCUGCACUGACCCACGAUGCCAUACUAGUUAUAGCAGAAGCUUUCCGGUAUCUCCGAAGGCAGCGUGUUGAUGUCUCCCGGAGAGGUAGUGCUGGAGAUUGCCUAGCAAACCCUGCUGUGCCUUGGAGCCAAGGGAUUGAUAUAGAAAGAGCACUGAAAAUGGUCCAAGUGCAAGGAAUGACAGGAAAUGUCCAAUUUGAUACCUACGGACGUAGAACUAAUUAUACAAUUGACGUUUAUGAAAUGAGACCUGGAGGACCACGGAAGGCCGGUUACUGGAAUGAAUAUGAGAGGUUUGUGCCAGCAGUAGACCCCACAGUCUCCAACGACACUUCCUCUGUUGAGAACAGGACCAUCGUGGUCACAACCAUCCUUGAAGCACCCUACGUGAUGCGCAAGCAAUCUCCUGACCAAAAGGGAGGAAAUGAAAAAUAUGAAGGCUAUUGUGUUGAUCUUGCAUAUGAAAUAGCAAAGCACGUUGGGAUAAAAUAUGAACUGUCCAUUGUUCCUGAUGGGAAAUACGGAGCAAGGGAUCCUGACACUAAAAUGUGGAAUGGCAUGGUGGGUGAGCUGGUCUAUGGGAGAGCAGACAUUGCAGUUGCCCCGCUGACUAUAACUUUGGUCCGAGAAGAAGUCAUAGACUUUUCCAAGCCAUUUAUGAGCCUGGGCAUUUCCAUCAUGAUCAAGAAGCCCCAAAAGUCUAAACCGGGUGUCUUCUCCUUCCUGGAUCCUUUGGCCUAUGAAAUUUGGAUGUGUAUAGUCUUUGCUUACAUUGGAGUCAGCGUGGUUCUGUUUCUAGUCAGCAGAUUCAGCCCUUACGAGUGGCAUUUGGAGGACAACCAGGAAGAACCACGAGACCCUCAGAACCCUCCUGACCCUCCAAAUGAGUUUGGAAUAUUUAACAGCCUUUGGUUUUCCCUGGGUGCCUUUAUGCAGCAAGGAUGCGAUAUUUCUCCAAGAUCUCUCUCAGGGCGAAUUGUUGGCGGCGUCUGGUGGUUCUUCACCCUCAUCAUUAUCUCUUCCUACACUGCCAACCUUGCUGCCUUCCUUACGGUGGAAAGGAUGGUGUCUCCCAUAGAAAGUGCUGAAGACUUGGCUAAGCAGACCGAAAUAGCCUAUGGAACUCUGGAUUCAGGUUCAACCAAAGAAUUUUUUAGAAGAUCCAAAAUAGCUGUCUAUGAGAAAAUGUGGUCGUACAUGAAGUCAGCAGAGCCAUCUGUAUUUGCCAAAACAACAGCGGACGGGGUGGCCCGCGUGAGGAAAUCUAAGGGGAAGUUUGCCUUCCUGCUCGAAUCGACCAUGAAUGAGUACAUUGAACAACGGAAGCCUUGUGACACAAUGAAAGUUGGUGGGAACCUGGAUUCCAAAGGCUAUGGUGUAGCAACUCCCAAAGGCUCAGCAUUAAGAACUCCUGUAAACCUUGCAGUAUUGAAACUCAGUGAACAAGGCAUCUUAGACAAGCUGAAAAACAAAUGGUGGUACGAUAAGGGUGAAUGUGGCGCCAAGGACUCGGGAAGUAAGGACAAGACAAGCGCUCUGAGCCUGAGCAAUGUUGCUGGGGUUUUCUAUAUUCUUGUCGGAGGUCUCGGCCUUGCCAUGACGGUGGCCUUGAUAGAGUUCUGUUACAAGUCUCGGGCUGAGUCCAAACGAAUGAAACUCACAAAGAACACACAAAACUUUAAGCCUGCUCCUGCACCCAAUACCCAGAAUUAUGCUACGUACAGAGAAGGCUACAACGUGUAUGGAACAGAAAGUGUUAAGAUCUAGUGGUACGGCUAAAGGUCCAAUCCCGCACUUAUGAUGGCAUGCAAAGGAAGGAGCUACCAAGAUCCCAGCAACUUCAGUGAUCCUGACCACCUGAGCCAAUUUUACUCCCUCCCAGAUGUCGGGUCUGACACAUUAUUGACGAUGGUGCAAUGAACUCUUCAUAGGAAUUUUAUUUUUUCCUUCAGUGCCUUACAGGAAAUUCUUAAGACUCAAAAACAAUGCAAACCAUCAAAAAAUAGUCUUGCUUUGCUUGAAAACAAAACAAAACAAAACAACUACUACAAGAAGAACACAGAUUGAUAAGAAGAUGAUAUUCUCAUACACGGAAAGAGAAAGAGAGAAAAGUAUUCUUGUAAAAAUAAUUUUAACAAAAGUUCAACAGAAGCCAUUCUUUGAUACCACUGCACAGUAUAUAUGGACGUUAAUUCUUUUGAAAAGAGACAAGAGGUUUUCAAGUGCCCCCUUUUAUCAAAAUAUUAAGCUGUUCUUAAUAUUAUGCCUCAGAAUACCACUGCUUAUAUUCUUAGGGCAGCCUGUUAACCUAACUCUGUGAUUUCCUGUCACAAUGUGUUGCUUUGUUCCUUCCUUUGUGACAGUAAGGAUCCUCUUUUGCCAUUUCCGCUCUAGAUCCUGCCUCACAUUUUAAGAAAAUGCAUAUAUCUGCUCCAACAAGUGAAUGUAACAUACAAAAAAAAAAAAAGAGGAUGAAAAUAUGUGGAGGGGGGGGAGGAGGUGUGUCAACCAAUCGAAAUAAAACAUCGUGGAGGCUCAUGCAUCAAUUUGUCAAGGAAGGACCUGGUGUAUCUUACAAAGGAAAGUUUUCAAGAUGGAAAACACAAGAGGACAGGCUAGAAAUGCACCCAUGUCCUCUAUCAUCUGCAAGUGCAUUCUUAUUUUUAUUAUUGAAACAAA